AUGAUCUCAAAAACGACAUACGAGCCACUGCUCGUGACACUGACUUUUACUCCUGGAGGGUUUCAGCAGACCAAGGUGCUCUCCAUGGCGCCGCAGACCACCCCUUUCACACCCCCCAGCGGUGUCUGCUCCGUCGACAUUCGAUGCCUGGUAGGCAAAGUAGAAGAGUUCACGGGGGAUGUCGAAUGCCUGAGAGACCAAGUGGUAGCCGAGACCACAGCCAGCCUUCCCACCCAAUGCUUUCCCGAGAGCUACGCUGCAAUCUGGCGGCCGUCCGGGAACACGUUCAGCGAUGUUGCAAGCGUAGCCUACCCAGGCACGGCCUGCAUCAGCGGCUGGACGACGGCUUGCGUCACGCCCCUCACUCUCGAGAGCGGGCAGACUUACACCCAGACGUGGUGCUGUCCAAGCUCGUACACCUGCCUCACGCCCGCGCCAGGAGGGACCCCUUACCGAGACUGCGUGAGUCUCCUCAGCACAAGCACCGAAGUCUGGAUCAACAACAUCGCGACGAGCGGAGGGAGGGAGUCGACGCUCUGGAGCUCGUGGAGAAAGAUCACGCUCACCGGCAUCCCGAGCGUCGGCCCGCUCUCGGUCAAACAUCCCGUCUUCCCGCUCUACGGCCGUUUUCCCUCCCAGGGCUCCGAUGUUGGGGAUGUAGGCCUGUCGACCGGGGCGAUUGCGGGGAUCGCAGUCGCAGCGGUGGUUUUUGUUCUUCUGCUCCUCGGCACCGGCCUGUUCGUCUGCCUUCGUAAGCGGAAACAAAAGAGGGCCGCCAUCGCGGCUCAGAACGAAGACACUUCCGGUUAUAAAAGUCACGAGAAUAAAGGCCUUGGGUUCGAUGCCAAGCAAGAGCUACCCGGCCACAGUACUGAGAUGCGGGAAGUUGACGCUGCCACGCCGCCCCCGGUUGAGCUUUCUGCGUAUACGAGGGCUGCAGAGGUGGACGGCAGCCGCCCUGCUGAGUUGUCGUAA
Messenger RNA from Colletotrichum orchidophilum, 975 nucleotides. RefSeq lists its product as uncharacterized. The transcript is spliced from 2 exons. The record is from RefSeq and is a predicted model, not a curated record. The coding region runs from base 1 to 975 and encodes 324 amino acids. Lineage: Eukaryota; Fungi; Ascomycota; Sordariomycetes; Glomerellales; Glomerellaceae.